CAAACGUGCACAAGGGAAGAAAAUUAAAAUAAUAAACUCGAAAGAAUAUGACAGUUUUUCUGUUCAAGGAUUUAAUUAACUUAACAAUAAUAAUAAUUUCAAGAUUUGUUUUUGAGUUACGCUGCUCGUGGUAGAGGCAUCCUUGAACGGCGCUGUACAGAACCCAAAAAUAUAAUGUGAAUAUGAUCUUCACUCUUCAGCGAUGGGGAAUAGCCGGGAGACAAGGAAUGAGUAUCAGCCUGAGUCAAGAGACAGCCACAGAAAAACAUGGGUGAAGAAGCUGAUUGAUUUGGUUGGAUGAUUGGAAACAAGCAGCUGUUUCAGCCGUUCUGGUGAUUUUUGAUCCCCUGGUGCUCAGCACAGGUGUAGUGAGUGACAAGGAGCUGGAAAGGCUCGUGAAGAAUUAAGGAAGUGGUGAAGUUCAAACAACCAAGCUGGCUUGGAUACGUUACCUGGACUAUAACUGGUACAAGGACCAGGCUAUUCCAAGGUCUAAACCCUUUGUUCGGUUGUUGUUUGCCGGAGUCAUGGCGACCUUGUUGCAUUCUGAAUCUCGGCGCUUAUAUUCUUGGUGGUGGGAUAGCCAUAUCAGCCCCAAGAACUCAAAAUGGCUACAGGAGAAUCUUACAGACAUGGAUGCCAAUGUAAAAGCAAUGAUCAGACUCAUUGAAGAAGAUGCAGACUCCUUUGCAAGAAGAGCAGAAAUGUACUAUAACAAACGUCCAGAGCUUAUAAAAUUAGUUGAGGAGUUCUACCGAGCCUACCGUGCUUUAGCUGAACGAUAUGUCCCUGCAACUGCAGAGCUUCAUGAUGCACAUGAAACCAUGCCUCAAGCAUUAGACAACCAAAUGCCUCCUUCUGAUGAGUCUUGUUCUGAUGCUGAAUCCCACACACCAGAAAUCCACCUCCCAAAUCAUGCACUGCAUGACAAAGGAGACUUGCACAAGGAGUUGGGGAGUUCAUCAUCAAUGAAUCAAAGCAGUUCUGUAAGUAAAGCGGGUUUGAAACAGCUCAAUGAGAUGUUUGCAUCAGAGGGAAGCACUGAACCGCAAGUAGUUCGUCGUGAAGGUGAAUUCGAUGAUCAUAACUUGCAUAGAGUGCCCUUUCAGUUAAUAAGGAACAUUUGUGUUCUCAAACCUCCGAUUCUGUGGUUGUCUGAAAGAGAUGAAAAAUUGGAUUCUGAACUUCAAAAUUUAAGAAAAAGACUGAAUGAGAUGGAAGCUGAAAAGGAAGCUUUCUUUGUUAAAUACCAGAAUUCUUUGGAAAAGCUAUCCAGCCUAGAGAAAGAACUUAGUUCCACUCAAAAAAAUGCCAGUGGACUCGACGAACGAGCGAGCAAAGCUGAAAUCGAAAUAAAAAUAUUGAAGGAAGCCCUUCAAGAUUUGAAAGCAGAGAAGAAUGCAGGCCUUCUACAAUAUAAUCAAUGUUUGCAAAACAUAUCUAGCCUAGAAAAGCUAUUAUCUGACUCCCAACAAGAUGCUGAAGGACAUAAAGAGAGAACCGCUAAGGCCGAAAUUGAAGCUCACAACCUUGAGCAACAACUUUCCAGAUUAGCAGCUGAAAAGGAGGUCAGUCUUGUUCAGUAUGAGCAAUACCUAAAGAAGAUAUCUGCUUUAGAGAAUAAAAUCUCUGUUUCUGAAGCUUAUGCAAGAACGCUCGAUGAACGAAUGAAUCGUUCAGAGACUGAAGUGAAAGUAUUGAAGAGAGCUCUUGAUGAUCUGAAUGAAGAGAAGGAAAUAGCAUCUCGCCAGUAUGAGCAGUGCUUGGAGAAAAUUGCCAAGAUGGAAACUGAAAUAUCUCAUGCUCAAGAUGAACUUGUGAUGGCUAAUGCAAAACUGGAGACAACAGAAGAAAGGUGUGCUCAUUUGGAGCAGUCAAAGCAUUCACUGCAGUUUGAAGCAGACAACCUUGUACACAAGAUUGUUAUUAAGGAUCAAGAGCUUGCAGAAACACGAGAUGAGUUGAAGAAACUGCAGACUCUAAUGAAUGAACUGACUUUUUCUUCCAAUACUUCAAUGAAGAAUUUGGAGGAUCAACUAUCUGGCUUGAAGGAGAUGAAAGAGAAGCUUGAAGAGGUUGUUUCUCAAAAAGAAGAGCAGGGCACGUUGCUCGAUAAAGAGAUUGAUCAUUUGAGAGAAGAAAUUAAGGAAUUGAGUGGAAGAUACCAGGGCAUAAUGAGACAAUUGGAAGAGGAAUUUCAUGAGGAGAAUGCCAAGCUGAGGGAGGCCUGUGAAAAGGACAGGAACAAGAUUGAAGCACUUCAUGAAAAACUCAGUUAUAUGGAUGAACUUGCAAAGGAAAAUUUGAUCAUCAAGGUAUCUCUGGCUGAAUUGAACGCGGAAUUGGAGAGGCUAAGGGAGAAAGUCGAGGAGUCCGAGGAGCUUACCCGAUUUAUCUCGAGUGAAAAGAAUUCUCUUGUUGCGGAGAAAUCUUCCUUGCUUUCACAAAUGCAGAAUGUAACUGAGAAUAUGUUAGUACUUUUAGAGAAGAACACACUGCUGGAAAACUCCCUACUUGGUACAAAUAAAGAGCUUGAAGGUUUAAGGGCAAAAUCAAAGGGCUUAGAAGAAUUCUGCCAGUUGAUGAAGGAUGAGAGGUCAAACCUUUUGAAUGAAAGAGGCGCACUGGUGGCUCGGCUUGAAGAGAUUGAACUCAAACUAGGAAACUUCGAAACGAGGUUUGCGAAUCUAGAAGAAAAAUAUGCUGAUCUGGAAAACGACAACAACUCUGCCUUACAUCAAGUAGAAGAAUUGAGGACUUCCCUUCUCACGGAAGAACAAGAGCGUACGGGUUACAAGCAGUCGACUACGGCCAGACUUGCUGGUUUGGAGAACCAUGUCCUUAACCUACAAGAAGAAAGUAGAGUGAGUAAGGAAGAAGUUGAAGAGCUACUAGGCAAGGCUGUGAAGGCCCAGGUUGAAAGCUACAUCUUGCAGAAGUUAUCAGAUAAAGUUAUUGCUGAAUUGGAAGGCGAAAAUCUGGAUCAACAAGCUGAAGUAGAAUUUAUGUACAAUGAAAUCAAUAAAUUAAGAGGAGGAAUCCGUAAGGUAUUAAUGGCUCUUCAAAUUGACCAAGCUGAAGAGAGGAUUCUGAUAGGGGAUAUUUUGGCUAGAAUUGAGGAUUUGAAAACGUCCGUGUUCAAAAACAAGGACGAGAAGCGGCGACUGCUCGUUCAGAACUCGGUUUUGUUAACUCUUCUCAAGCAACUGAGUUUAGAGAGUGAAGAACUGAAAGAAAACUUUAUGCAGGAGUUAAAGAGCAUGAAGGAUCAACUAGCAAUGCAUGAACAAGACAAGCAGAAUUUAAUCAUCCAGGAAACAAUUGCUUUCAACAUCCUAUCGUCGAUUUUCGAAAGCUUCAAAACCGAGAAAUUCUUGGAAAUCGAAAGGCUUGUUCAAGAUAUCUGGCAUCUCCAAGUGGUUAAUUCUGAGACAAGGGAAGAAGUUGUGAAGUUGGCAGAGAAAUCUCAGUCAAAGGACACUGAAAAUUUGCGUUUAAACGAAUCGGUAGAGAAAUUGGCUAAGGAGUUACAUGAAACAAAAGCUUUGAAUGAUGAACUCAACCAUCAAAUUUUACUUGGAAAUGAUUUACUGAGGUCAGAGGCCCGAAAGCUGUCUGAAACAGAGGAGGAGUUUAAAAAUUCACAAAACUUCAACAUGAAACUGUGUGAAACUGUUGAGGAGCUCAAGAUGGAAGGUGAAGAAACAAUGAUGAUCAAACAGAAUCUAGAGAAUGAGAAUCUUGAACUUAAAGAAAAGUGCUUAAGCCAGGAGAACCAGAUUCAAUGCCUCAGUGAAGUAAAUGAAAAUUUGAAAUCUGAAGUUGAUUUAUUGAAUGAGGAGAUAGAGAAAUGCAAGAUUAGAGAGGAGUGUCUGAAUCUAGAGCUACAGGAGAGGAGAGAUGAGUCUGAGCUCUGGGAAGCUGAAACCACGGCAUUUUACUUCGAUAAUCAAAUCUCGUCGAUACGGGAGGUUUUAUACGAGAAUAAGGUACACGAACUUGUCCAUGCUUGUGAAAAUGCUCGGGAUGAGGACGCUGAAAAAGACAUGGAGAUUGAAAAACUCAGAGAAAGAGUAAGUUUCCUGGAAAUUGAAGUAGGAGAAAUGGAGGCACAGUUGUAUGCAUACAAGCCAGCCAUAGCUGCUCUGAGGGAGGAUGUAGAAUCACUCAAGCAUAUUGUUCUUCCUCAGGGCGAGGAAACCACAGCUCAUGUUCAUCAGGGGAGCUGUAAAGUCCACAAAGAAGAGAUAUUGGAUUUGCAGGAGAUUGGGGCCAUGAUAAAAGUAGUGGAGAAGGCUGUGAUCGAGGAAAAGAAAAAACUUAACAAAGAAGCUGCUGAAGAACAUGUCGAAGACCUCAGAUCAGAAGGAACGUCGCAUCGUGAAGCGACAACGGAGGAUGGAAUUACUGAUAAUCCUAAGGCAAGAAAGAACAAACCUGACAAUGAAAUGGUAAUGAAAGAUAUUCCACUGGAUCGUGAAUCAGAUAGUUCUUUCCAGAGAAGAAGCAGAAGGGAAAGUAGUGAGACCAAUGAGCAAAAUUGUGACCAGAAUUUGAUUGAUAGCUCGCCACAAAGCCCCUCAGACCCACAAGUUGAGUACCCACAGUUGGAGCAAUCCCCCAGCAGUAGCAUUAGAGAACGAAUCCGAAGAGGCCGAAAAGGAAAGAUCUUAGAGAGAAUUGAUUCGUAUGUCGAUCAGUUGACAGGUCUUCUAACAAGUGUUCGAGAUUUGAAAAAGAGAAUUGAAGUGAACGUCUUCGAAAUGGCUCCAAACAAUGAAUACGACACGGUUGAGAAACACGUAAAAGAAGUCGAGGAAGACAUAUUUCAGCAAAUGAAUAUCAAUGAUCAACUGAAGCAGAAUUUGGAACGCAGUCCCUCGUUUUUCGAGCGAAUGCCAUCAAUAGAAAUCGAGGCCACUGGAAACAUCCCCUUAAGCAAACUAAGAGAGCAGGCACGAAGAGGAUCUGUGAAGAUACAACAACUACAGUUCGAGGUACAGAGCAUUCAGCGCGUUGUGCUGAAACUCGAAGCCGAGAAGAAACCAAAAGGGAAGAACACAUUACCGGGGAGUAGUAAACCUCGGGUUAUUCUGAGAGAUUUCAUCUGCAGAAGCGGAAAACGGAGGGAAAGAUGGAAGAAACCAUGUUCUUGUGGAUGUAUGAGACCUUCUACGCAUUUAGACUGAAUCUCCUGAUAAAUACUCCGGCUGUACAGUAGUAGAAGAUUAUAGAGACAGCAGCUAGAUAUCCAUCCCCUUGUAAGUUGUAAUAAUUGUAGAUCAUCAUCUCUGGAUCUAUCUAAUGAUGAUGAACUAUAACAAGGCAGAUUCUUGUCUUGCGCUAGCUUGAUUGGUUAUGAUGAUUAAAGUCCAGAAAUAAAAUGUUCAUAUUUUUCAA
Cucurbita maxima (winter squash) is the source of this 5400-nucleotide messenger RNA. Its product is annotated as protein NETWORKED 1A-like. Bases 528 to 5189 code for a protein of 1553 amino acids. Gene Ontology annotation, cellular component: plasma membrane. The record is from RefSeq and is a predicted model, not a curated record. The transcript has 7 exons. Gene Ontology annotation, molecular function: actin filament binding. NCBI's taxonomy places the organism in Eukaryota, Viridiplantae, Streptophyta, Magnoliopsida, Cucurbitales, Cucurbitaceae.